Molecule: messenger RNA, 2521 nt
Organism: Contarinia nasturtii (swede midge)
Lineage: Eukaryota; Metazoa; Arthropoda; Insecta; Diptera; Cecidomyiidae
Product: 5-hydroxytryptamine receptor 2A-like
Exons: 10
Coding region: 733-2409 (558 amino acids)
Biological process (GO): adenylate cyclase-activating adrenergic receptor signaling pathway
Cellular component (GO): membrane
Molecular function (GO): G protein-coupled receptor activity
Source: RefSeq, a predicted model, not a curated record
UCAAGCAUGAACAUGGGCCGUAAAUUCGUUGCGAUUAUUAAGAAUAGCAAAAAAACAGAAUUCGUUUUCGUAUGUUAGUAUAAAACUGUUUUGUUUUAAUUCCGUUGAAGGAAAGUUGAAGCGAGAAAAAAAAAAGAAUUUUUAUUGAAGCGAAUCGAAUCGGUCCGGGAGAAAGUUAUUGCUGAAGCCUAGAAACUAAUAAAAAAGUAAUUUUUUUUUCUCUGUUACACACUGAGAUAAAGGAGCAAAUAAGCGAGAUAGCAACGAGAAAAGGGACCGUUAAAUGUGAGAGGCAUGUUUUAUAAAACUUUAAAGUGGAACCACCGAUUUUUAAAACCAUGAUGAAAUUGGAUAUAAAUAUUUUAUAAAUAAUGGACUCAGAACUGGGGAAUUGAGUUUUUUGUUCGUUGUGUUGUUGGUGAGUGCGUGUGUGCGCUUUUUAUCGUCCGGAUUAAGUUUUACAUCAAUGAAUUCAACAUAAAUUCGAAUGCCAUACUCAUGACAACCAAACAUCAGCGGCAUGAUUAAUUCAUUCAAAUUGAACAGCAACUACAGCAACUGCAUCAGCAAUCACCAACAUAAGGAAAUAAAAAGAGAUUGACAGUGUGUAAAUACGAGAGAAUAAAACGAAUCGAAAUACGAAAAAAUACAACCGGGCAGCAAACAAAUAAUAAUAACAAAAAAAAAUUGUAAUUUUUCGAUAAUCGAAAUUCAAAUGAAAAAAGCUUUAACAUGGAAUAUACUACAGCUAUAUCUACGAAACCAGCGUCUAGCACGAUCGACACCGAUUUGGCAGAAGUGGUUAAAGAUGCUUAUGACUUACUUCUUGAUGACGGAAAUUCCGAAACAUAUUUAUCACCGGAUUUUAAAAUUUUAAAUAGUUCAUUUUAUUUUAACGGGUCAUGUGAUGGGUGUUUCAACAGCUCCAUCUUAACUCAAAGCAAUAUCAUCAACAGAACAACUAGCGGAUUAGGAAAUACAACAAGCGACGAAAUUACCGAGCUUGUGAUUCUGGCUGUUACGUCUACAAUAUUAGGACUUGUGAUAUUAAUAACAGUUAUCGGAAACGUAUUUGUUAUAGCUGCAAUUAUAUUGGAACGAAAUCUACAAAAUGUCGCAAACUAUUUGGUGGCAUCGUUGGCUGUAGCUGAUUUAUUCGUUGCAUGUCUUGUGAUGCCGUUAGGAGCCGUUUACGAAAUUAGUUCAGGUUGGAUACUCGGACCGGAGCUUUGUGAUAUAUGGACAUCGUGCGAUGUUCUUUGUUGUACUGCAUCGAUAUUACAUCUGGUUGCCAUAGCUGCCGAUCGUUAUUGGGCAGUCACAAAUGUUGAUUAUAUUCACUCGAGAACAACUGGUCGCGUUUCUUUGAUGAUAUUUUUCGUAUGGAUAUCAGCCGUAAUCGUAUCGUUAGCACCGCAAUUCGGAUGGAAAGAUCCCGAAUAUAUGGAACGAAUACAACAACAAAAAUGUAUGGUAUCGCAAGACAUCGGCUAUCAGAUAUUUGCCACGUGCAGUACGUUUUAUGUACCCCUGUUGAUAAUAUUAAUAUUGUAUUGGAAAAUAUAUCAAACUGCACGAAAACGAAUUCAUAGAAGACGUCCAAAACAGACCCUUUCUGCCAACAAUAAUCAGGUUAAUAAAACAAUGAAGAAGUCCAAUCCACGAUUACGAUUUCGUUUAACAUCAAACUUUGUCAAUCACGAGAAAUCAGCAGUUUCAUCAUUAGGUUUAGUUGAAGGGAACUCCACAAUCACAGUUAAUACAGUCGGUGACACAGACGAAAGUAGUACAGAUAAAAAAGGAAUUGAUAUUAUCACUACCACAUUCAACGACACAACAAAAGAGGUUACAACAUCGCCAUCUUCUGAAGCAAUAGUAACCGUUUCGCAACAAGUGACGACACAAUCGCAAAAGGAAAAUCAAAGCAAAGAAGGUGAAACUUGUAUAGCAAUAAGUGAUCAAAGCACCGGAAACGUUAAUGCGAAUCCAUUAAUGGUUUCAUCUUCUCCAUCGCAUCCAAACCAUCAAAAACACGACGAAAUCCAAAAAACACCACCAGUGCUAGGGACAACGCAACAACCAACUCAAGUUAGCAAAAGUUCAAAGUCUCGGAAGGAGACGCUGGAAACGAAGCGCGAACGAAAGGCAGCCAAAACGUUGGCAAUCAUAACUGGUGCGUUCGUUGUAUGCUGGUUACCAUUUUUUCUAAUGGCUUUAUUGUUGCCGCUGUGUGGUGAAUCAUGCCAAAUAAACGAUAAAAUUGCAUCUUUAUUUUUGUGGUUGGGUUAUUUUAAUUCAACACUAAAUCCUGUUAUUUAUACAAUAUUUAGUCCUGAGUUUAGACAAGCAUUCAAACGAAUUUUGUUUGGAUCCCAUCGAACAGGCUACUAUCGGGGUGGUAAGUUGUAGUAGCUAGUUGGUUUUACUUAUUACUAAGUUUAUUCGAAAAAAACAAACAAAUAAAUCAUAAAAUCAAAUACACGAAUAUUUAAAAGAAAAUAACAAACAGAACAAAACAUAA